Anneissia japonica is the source of this 3457-nucleotide messenger RNA. RefSeq names its product aldehyde dehydrogenase family 3 member A2-like. The transcript is spliced from 14 exons. NCBI's taxonomy places the organism in Eukaryota, Metazoa, Echinodermata, Crinoidea, Comatulida, Comatulidae. The coding region runs from base 180 to 1664 and encodes 494 amino acids. The record is from RefSeq and is a predicted model, not a curated record. Gene Ontology annotation, molecular function: aldehyde dehydrogenase (NAD+) activity. Gene Ontology annotation, cellular component: cytoplasm. Gene Ontology annotation, biological process: aldehyde metabolic process.
CUAGAACGAAUAAUCUCUCCUCGCAGCAGUCCCCAGAUUAGAAAACUUUCACGACGACGAGAAAAGUGGAACAAUAGCUGGUUAACAAACCCUAGAGGGAAAGCAAUAUUUCUAUCAACUGCAUACAUUUAAAUUCGAUCAGAAUUUGCUGCAAAUAGAAAUUUGGAACACUGCCAAUCAUGUCCCAGGUUGAUGCUGCCAAAGUUGUGGCAACAUGUCGUGAAUCAUUUCUUAAAGGUAAUGUCAAAACAUACGAUCAACGUAAACAUCAUCUGGAAUGCUUAUUAAAUUUCAUCAAAGACCACGAAAAAGACAUGGUCGAUGCUUUAAAGCAAGAUAUUAGAAAGCCCUCAACUGAGUCAAUUGGAUUUGAAAUCGCCUUUGCUCGUAAUGAAACAAUAAACGCUUUGAAUAAUUUACAUGAAUGGAUGCAGAAAGAAAAGGUUGAAAAACCAUUUCUUAUGGUAGGUAAGGAUGUGCACAUACAAUCUGAACCGUUAGGGGUUGUGCUCAUAAUUUCAGCUUGGAAUUAUCCAGUGCAGCUCAUUCUACACCCAUUGAUCGGUGCUAUUGCUGCAGGUAAUACUGUUGUUAUGAAGCCCUCUGAACUAUCCCCAGCAACUGCUAAUGUAUUUGAAAAGUAUCUUCACAAUUAUUUAGAUAAAGACUGUUUUACUGUAGUAAAAGGGGGUGUCCCAGAAACAACUGCCCUGUUGGCUCAACGCUUUGACCACAUCAUGUACACUGGUGGAUCAAAUGUUGCCAAGAUUGUUAUGAAGGCUGCUGCCGAGCAUUUGACACCAGUCACCUUAGAACUAGGAGGCAAGAGCCCUGUGUAUGUCGAUAAGGACUGUGAUUUCUAUACUGUCGGUAGAAGGAUAACCUGGGGGCGCUAUGUAAAUACUGGACAAACAUGCAUUGCACCUGAUUACAUUUUAGUGCACAGGGAUGUUCAGGAUAAACUUGUGUCGGCCAUUAAGGAUGCUGUGAAAGAAUUUUACGGCGAGAAUCCAAAAGAAUCUAAAGACUAUGGAAGAAUUGUGAAUGAUCGGCAUUUCAAGAGAUUAGUAAAGCUUCUUGAGAGCGGGACGGUUGAAAUGGGAGGUGAAACAGAUGAGACAGAGAAGUACAUUGCUCCUACUAUGCUUGUUGAUGUUAAACCCGAUGAUCCUGUCAUGCAGGAAGAGGUAUUCGGCCCAAUUCUUCCAAUAAUGAAAGUUGGUGACGUUGAUGAAGCGGUAAACUUUAUCAAUAGUCGUGAAAAACCAUUAUCGAUGUAUGCAUUCUCAAAUAACAAGAAGGUUGUUGAGAGUGUGCUUCAUCGGACAACGAGUGGUGGCUUCACGGGCAAUGACGUUCUUAUGCAUGCUGCUGUUGACUCUCUUCCAUUUGGCGGUAUUGGUAACAGUGGCAUGGGUGCGUAUCAUGGAAAACAUUCUUUUGAUGCAUUUUCACAUAAGCGGGCAGUUGUCAUCGGUGACCAAAAGUUGGAAUCAUUGAAUGCAAUCCGUUAUCCGCCAUAUAGUGAGAAGAAAGACAGCUGGUUAUUUUGGUUACUGUCAAAAUCCCGAAAAAGUGGGAAGGCCUCGGUGAUCAUAUAUGGAGCCCUCUUAUGUGCCAUUGUUGGGUUUAUGUUAAAGUUCUAUAAUGUAGUGAAGAUUUGAGAGGCAGACAGCUGUAGCACCUCCAUGACAGAUCAACUCUUUGAAUUAUACCUUUUAUUCAUACAAAAAUACUUUUAAAAUAUAAGAAAAUUCAAAAAAUAUAUACCCAUAUGCAGCUCAUUGUAACAAUGAACACUAAUAACAAUGAUAGGGUAAAGGCAACAACUGUUAAUACUUCUGUUAUUAAGGCGAGUGUCAUACCAUACCACAGAAACCAAUACCGUAUAGCUGCUGAUCUAACUCCCAGGUACCGUCACACAACUGACAUUUAUGUUCGUACACAACUGGAGCUAUAUGUAAGUUAUAAACUAACUUGAACUUCGAAGCUGAGAAAUCGUAUUAAAUGAUUAAGUACACAAACGUUUUGUGGGAUCACACUUAGCAGAUAUGUGUACAGGUGCAAGUUAACAUGAUUAUACUGUAUGUAAGUAGUAAUCUAAAAUAUGUCUCUGGACAAGUGAGUUAUCAAAAAAAAUUAUAUAUCAUUAUACAUAUAUAUAUAUAUAUAAAAUCAAAUUACUGAUUAGCACUGGCAACACAAAUAAUGUAUAAAUCAAAUAAGAUAAUAGUACAGUGCUCAAAUAUAUAGUUGCAUGAUGUUGUAGAUAGUAUCAAACGUUCAUCAACGAAAGUUCUUAAUUAUAUUUGUAUGAAAAAAAGAGGUCUCUGGUGGGAAUCAAACCCGCAAUCUCUCGCUAUCUCGGCGACCUUCAUCUUGUUAUAGACCACAGCUGAAAAUAUAGAAUGACAUAUAAAAUUGGGAUGAUGUAAUUAGGUUCUGCUGUAAGAAGAAUGAACCAUUGAGACAGUAGAACUGUUCUAUUUUUUCUAUGAAUAAAUUAACAUUCUAAAUAAAAAAUUGAAUUGGUUGGUUGGAAGUUCCAUGAAAUUAUCAACGUUCACUUGACAUUGAUUUUUAAGAAAUCCAUGUAUACCCUUUUACAGAAUAUUAACAGGAAGUUUUGUGUACACUGAAGGUACUAACUAUGUAUGUAAUUUCUGUAAAAAGAAACAAUACAUGUUACAGACCCUGGUACAUUUAUUUCCAAGAAUUAAUUCGAACUUUCAUGUAAUAAUCACAAUCUUGUGUAUAGAAUACGACUGUACUACUUGCUUAAUAUACCUGUGUGUUAUUGCAUGUGAUUCUGGGUCUGAGAUUUACUGUGGAUACAAUAUUUGAAAUUUUGUUGUGCUUAUAUUCGAAAUGUGUUCUCUGUAUCACUGUGGAUGAAAGAUAAUCGUUAGUACAAAGACAAAGAUUAUUAUCAUGGUCUUUGUCGUCCUUAUCUGUGAGAAGGGAUAAACUUCUUUUUAUUUUUUUGUUUUAAAGUGUUGGUAGGCAUCUUAGACUACAGCAUAGUUUCUAAAUUGUAUUAACAUCAAUCCCCUAGACACACAGAUCGCCUGUGCUUUUUAUACAUCAGAAAUCCAGGACUCAAGCUUUCUUCCACUUGGCUCCCAUUAGGCUGCCGUGAGUGUGGGAAUAGCUUCCUAGAACUUCAGUCGAUGCUGCAGUCCUGGAGAGCCCAUCUUUCUUUCUUCAAAAGGUUCAUUUUCAUUUUGAUUCUUUGCUUUUGUGAUUUUUAUUUUAAAUACUGUAAUUUCUUUUUCUUGUAUUGUGAUUGGGGUUGGGCCAAAAAGCAGUGCUACAGUGAUUCAGUUCAAUUUGGUUGGCUCCCCAUUUAUUUUUGUAUUGUUGACCAAAUAAAUAAUGAAAUGAUGAAAUUUAUUCAUAUUAUGUAUCAUUGAUUGGUUUGUAACAAUAAAGAUCUUUUUUCGCAGUAUGAAUAAAA